GACCGACAGUCUAAAGAUUAAUUAUCAAAGAAUCUGCAGAAGUUAUUAGAGAACCACACAUUCAGUGUGUGACUCAUAUUUAUAUGUAAUUAUUCAAAGACACGCCCAUAAAUCUGACUCAAUAUAUACUUCAAAAUAAACUGGCUCCAUGGUAACAUUACACUUCCUGUUGACAUCCUCCAAAGCAUUAUGGAAAAUGUUGUUUUGUUGCAGGAGACCAGAGAGCAGAGGAUCACCCAGUACCACGAAGAACCUGAUACUCCGUGUGUCCUGGGUCUGAGGGAGGGGUCUCUGCUGCUGGUUGAGGGAAACAAAGCGACUCUACUGGGAACCACUAAAGCCAGACUGUUCACCAGGGGAAAGCCCCCGGUGGAGUAUGAACCAGGAAGUGAUCUCAGCUACCUGCUGACACGCUGACCAAUCAGAGGACAUGAAGGUCCUUAAGCUUUUAUGAUGUUCUGGAUGACGGAAUGUAGAAAAAGUGAUUAAAUAUUGAAAGAAAA
Molecule: messenger RNA, 503 nt
Organism: Anarrhichthys ocellatus (wolf-eel)
Lineage: Eukaryota; Metazoa; Chordata; Actinopteri; Perciformes; Anarhichadidae
Product: alpha-aspartyl dipeptidase-like
Exons: 3
Coding region: 190-417 (75 amino acids)
Source: RefSeq, a predicted model, not a curated record